CGCGCCUUUGCCUCGGCGCAGUCCAUCUUACCUCUCACAUCGCUGCGGUCUCCCUCCGCCAGCGCGCCGUCCGUGUUGUUGUAGUAAAUAAUGGCGGCAUCGGGAGGCGGAUUAUCAUCUCCCGCUACUGUCGCGGGCUUGAGCGCCCAAGCGCCGGCCCGGGCUCGCUUCCCCGGCCGACCGUGUGCGGCUCGCAGCAGGCUGCGGUCGGAGAAACGUAGCAGGCGCGGAAGGCUGGGCUCGCAUGACGGGGAGCUGCCUGCCGGAGGGCCGAGGCCCGUGAACAUCGGGCUCGCGUUGAGCGAGGAUCCGUCCCUGCUCCGCCUGCUCGGGGUGACUGAGAAGCACAGGCGGCAGCGCGAUGCGGGCUUUGACUCCAGCAACAGCGAGGAGGAGGAAGAUUUUACUGGAUUUGGGACCACAGCAGUUUGUCCACAGAAAACUUCUGGCACUAUUCCUCAGUCUUCAUCACUCACCCAAGCAAAGUCUUCCCAAGCUUCAGACUAUUCUCCGGGAGCACAACAUCUCGUGGGAAAAAUUCUUCCCAAGACCCCAAAGCCAGCUCUGAUUGGGAAAAUUGUACCAAGGGUUCCUAAAGACGGCCAGGGUAUCAAAGAGAGCCCAGUAGAAGAAAAACAAAUACCCAAGGUGGUAAUUAAACUGCAUAGCAAGCAGGUAGCUCUUCCUACAAAAGCCAAACGUAAAGAUGAGCAGGCAUCUGACAGCCAGGGCAGUACAAGACCAGCUGUCUUUAUCAGGAAAGCAGGAGAAAAAGCCAACUCGGGCAGCAUGAAAAACCAAACAGCCGCCACCUCAGCUCGCGGCACCAGGCACUAUAAGCUGGUGAGCACUCUGAUGGCAGUCAAGGGUGCAGAAAAAGCUUCCAAGGUCAAAGAACAGGGUGAAGUGUCGGAGGACUCAGACACAGACCAGUCCCAGCCACAGAGCUCAGUGAAUAGACUGCACACUAGGCGCACAUCUCAAGCAGGUGCUCCGUCAUUUAAAACCUUCCACAGAAGGCAGAGGAAGAGAAUUGUUAAAAGUAUGGGCGCCUCUCCUGAGGCCGGAGCCGAGGCGGGAGCUCAGAGUGGAGAGGAGGCAGCAAUGCCCCUCGAGUGUAAAGCUGCUGAAUCCUCCGAGAAACCAACCUACAAAAGGUCACGCAAAUCUUUGUUUGGGUACAAGCGAAAGCCGCCAUCCGCCAAUAAACAUCCAAAAUUGAGUCGUAAUCGCACUAGGCGUGUUUUUUACACCUACAUACCAGAGCCCAUUCCAGCCACACUGACACUGGACGGGAACAAGCAGCAACUGCAAGAGACGAAUAUCACUAAGUCAGAAGGUGAACCCAGCUCGUUUCCUGAGCAGCGCUCCAACAACUCCUCCACUCCUUUAAUGAGCGCACGAUCCUCUCGUGUUAUUAAAGCCCCGAAGAGGUUCUUGGACGAGGAAAUGAUUAAAUGUCCCAAGGGCCCUGUGGCAUCAUGGCUGAAGAGUCAGCAGAGAGAAGAGGGCAAAGCGAGCGCAUCACUUCACGAGUCAGGUUAUGAUGCCAACUCACUACCGUCGGACAGCGACACUUUAUCUCUGUUUGACAGCCCGUCUGCUGUGACAAAGUUCUCCCCGAAGCCCAGUCCGGGCACGAGCCACGUAGAGAUCUACAAGAACCUCAAAAGGCUGACCUUGAAGCUGGCGGAGAAAAAGAAAGGCCAGUGUGACACUCAAGAGGACCCUGUUCACCACGGCGAUGGCUUGACCUCCCAUGUCAGGAAGAGGCGAAGGUCAAAACUCGUGAUGGAGGAGAUGGAGAUGGACACUCCUGGUGUAGUGAGGAAACUAGCAGUGGUGAUGAAUGCUGAUGCACAAAAGCCCUCUCUUACACAGUUCCAAGAUAGUGGCAGCAAUAAUCAAACAGGAAGCAUGACAGGGGACAGCCAGGAGGCUUUAGAAGUCAGUGGACCCAGCCACAGAAUUGGUCUCAGUGGAGCCAAUAAGAGGAUGCUCCACCUGCUGAAGAAAGCCAAAGUCCAGCUCAUCAAGAUUGAUCAGCAGAAGCAGCUCAAGUUGUCACAGUUGGGCUCUGGAGAAUCACAAGGGCUAGUGAGUGGAAGAAGGAGGAGGAGAGGUGGUGCAGCUACGCAGGAGACUAGUCCUCAGGAGCAGCUGCUGGGUGGUCCAAGGAUCAAACAUGUCUGUCGGGCAGCAGCAGUGGCUCUGGGGCAGCCCCGCGCCAUGGUGCCAGAUGAUAUUCCCAGACUGAGUGCCCUGCCAAUGCACGAGAGAGAGGGCAUCACCUUCUCUCCCACAACUGAAGAUGUGGCAGAUGAUGAGGAUGACAUCUCUGAUCUGGGCAGGGCUCAGUGGGUUGUCUCACAGGAAAACAUCCAGCGCAGGAGGAGGGGGAGGGGGAAGGGCCACAGGUUCAGAAAGAGGAGGGCAUUGAGUCGAUAUGGAUCAGGGGGAGUCCGCUCCCGGCGCUGUGGACACUGCGAAGGCUGUUUGAUUGAGGAGGACUGCGCAAAGUGUAUCAACUGCCUCGAUAAGCCCAAAUUCGGAGGGCCCAACACCAAGCGGCAGUGCUGCAUAUAUAAAAAGUGUGAUCGGAUUGAGAAAGCGAGGUUUGAGCGCAUCUUCAGACCACUGAGAGGCCAGGGGAGGCGUUUGCCAGACUCCAUGUCGAGCAGUGACAAUUGGAACGGGGAUAUUGGAGGAGCAGGCGAGGGGUCAUCCUCGAUGGAACCUGGAGCUAGGAAACAGUCCCUGCGUAAUAUCACACCACGCUCCUACAGCAGCCUGCUUAAAUCUGAAUCUGAGGAGGAGGAAGAGGGAAGGGAAGAGGAUAAGGAUGAUAAAUCAACAACCAAGCCAAAUGUAGUAGCUGCUAGCAACCCAGAUCUUGCUCAAGACGGCAGAUUGGUGCCAGACGAUCCUCCAACUGAAACGGUGAAGCAACGCCGGCCGUUCUCCAGAGGAGUCAGACCCAGAGCAAACAAGAAUCCUGCAGAGUGUGCAUCAGUGAACACCCUGACGGGGUUUACUAAUGGAUUUCCCCAUAAGGGCCUGUUGCAGAACAAGUACAAGAUCCGCGUGGACUUCAAGGAGGACUGUGCUGUUCAGAAUGUUUGGCUGAUGGGCGGCCUCAGCGUCCUCACGUCUGUCCCUACCACACCACAGCCUGUCUGUCUGCUCUGCGCAAGUAAAGGACGACAUGAGAUGAUUUUCUGCCAGAUCUGCUGUGAGCCCUUCCACAGUUUCUGCCUCUCACCAGAGGAGCGCCCCCAGCAGGAGAACAAGGAGAACUGGUGCUGCAGACGCUGCAAAUUCUGCCACGUGUGUGGACGUAAAAGCAAGAGCACAAAGCCUGUAUUGCAGUGCAGAAGAUGCCAAACCUCCUAUCAUCCUUCCUGCCUGGGACCAACUUACCCUAAACCUAUGAACUGCAGCAUGCCAUGGGUGUGCAUGACGUGCAUUCGGUGUAAAAGCUGUGGCGUGACUCCUGGAAAGACCUGGGACUUUGCCUGGAACCACGAGCAGAAUCUGUGUCCUGACUGCACUUCUCUUCACAGCAAAGGUAACUUCUGCACUGUCUGCCACAAGUGCUACGACGACAACAACCAACAUGCACAGAUGAUUCAGUGCUCAGAGUGCAGCCACUGGAUUCAUUACAAAUGUGAAGGACUCUCAGAGGAGCUGUGUGGUUUGCUGUCGAGCCAACCAGAAGAAGUGGAUUUCACAUGUUCCCCCUGCAGCCAGCACGAGGCAGAACACAGCAGCCUGAAGGAGGAGCUGCAGAGCAGGCUGGUUGCCGGGCUGGAGACGGUGCUCACUGACCUCCGCUCAGAUGCUGCCACAAAGCACCUCGCAAUCUGCACAGCGUGUAAGGAAACAGACGACUCAGGGAUUUUCAGGGCACAGCAAACAGUCUGUGAUCUGCAAGUCAUGGAGAAGAAGUUCGAAGUUGGAGGUUACGACUCAAUAAAAGCUUUCCAUAUGGAUGUCAUCUCUGUGAUGAGGAAGAGGAUGAAGGACGAAGAGCUUUUCCCUGAGGAUCAGAGACCAACCAGUCAGGCCAGGGCACACUAUGUCAAAUUGGUGCAGCGGGUUUUCGCUUGGUUUCCUCCUCGUCUUCUGAAAAAAUGGAACUCAUUCUCUGAAGAAUUCCCAAGUGCCAUGCUCCCUGAGGCGGUCCUUCCACCAUCCAAGGAGCAUAGCUACGCACAGUGGCUGGAGAGGACAUACCAGCCUAAGGAGUCCAGGGGCCCACAGUCGGGGAAAUCCGUCUCUCUGCUAUCCUCCCUCUCUACGCAGCAGUCUGGUGCAUCACACAGCCUCCCUCUGCGUUCACGUGAUGUAAAAGGCGGGCUGAAAUCCACCAAGACUGAAGAUGUGCGGCAGUGUACACUUUGCCAACAAUAUGGAGACUCUGCUCCUGUUGAUGCAGGGCGGCUGUUGUACUUGGGACAGAAUGAAUGGGCCCACAUCAACUGCUGCCUUUGGUCUGCGGAGGUGUAUGAGGACAAUAGUGCGCUUUUGCGAGUGCACAGCGCUGUCUCAAGAGGGCGCCACCUGCGUUGUGAUCGUUGUGGACAGUCGGGGGCCACCGUGGGCUGCUGUCUCGCCACCUGCCAGAGUAAUUUCCACUUCAUGUGUGCUCGUGCCCAGAGCUGUGUGUUUCAGCAGGACAGGAAGAUGUACUGCUACAAACACAGGGAUCUCGUCAGUGCGAAGGUGGUGUGUGGGAAAGGGUUUGAAGUCCCUCGGCGGGUGUACGUAGACUUCGAGGGAAUUAAUUUCAGGAGAAAGUUCCUCACGGGCCUCGAGCCAGAAUCCAUUAACAUGACCAUAGGCUCUCUCCAGAUUCAGAAACUUGGUGUGUUGUCUGAGCUGUCGUCUAAUGGGAGAAUGCUGUAUCCUGUCGGCUAUCAAUGUUCUCGGUUGUACUGGAGCACCGUGGACCCCCGCAGGCGCUGUAGGUACACCUGUAAGGUGACAGAAGUGAGCACACCUCUACCUGGUGAGGAACAAGAUCCGAGAUGGGAUAAGGAAGAGAACCACACCAUUGUCCACAGUCCCAAACACCACAGAGAUAUGGAGUCCCCGGAUCGUUUAAGCUCCUCAUCCAGCCCGAUAAAGUCCACUACUCCAUCACCCAAUUCUAAACAGCACAACACACCCGGAUCCAAAAGUCCUGGUUACACACAGACCAGGAGACCAGCGGGGGGGUCAUCCCGGCCUCUCCCAUCUCCAGGAUCCGCUCUCCCCAAAUCACAUCACAUCCUGACACUGAGAGACCUGGAGGACACCCGUCGUCCACGCAGGCUCUCCGCAAGAAGCCGCUGCAGUUCCUCUCCAACAGACAGCGACCCGUCUGUACCGAUGACCCUCCGCUCGGGGGGCACCAUUCACUCCAGAUGCGCCCUGUUCAACUCCCCUCCAAGAGCAUCGAGCAUCGGCCUAGCAUCACCUCCUCUGUCGAGACAAAACUCAACCUCGCCAGUCUGGAGCUCCCCGCCUAGAUCAAACUCCAGCAUUUCUGCAGGGCUGUCGCCACGCCAAGGAGUCAUCACUCACUCUCCCAGGGGGAGACAAAACUUUAAAAUCACCACCCCGGUCUCUGCCGAGGUUCCCCAAGACUUCCUAGCAUCGUCUGAGGCAGAAGACGCAGCCGUGGCCACGACCAAUGGGAUCUCACUAGCCCCUGAUAACUUGGAAGAGGAAGUGGCCCACCUAAUGUCCCAGGAGCUGCCUUACACUGUGUUUGACACAGACACCGAGGUAGCAGUGGCCUCCAUGCUGAAUGCCAAGCUUGACUUUGAUGAGGCUCUGCUCACUGAGAACGUGGUACUUCACUGCAGUGCACAAGGCGGUAGAGGAGAGGUGGAAGGCGCAGUGCAGGAUGUGGAAAUGCAACAGGAGAACGACUCUGUAGACGAAGACUCGAGCCGUUACUUUAAGUUUUCGCGGACAGUGGUGUGUGACGCAGCUAGUGGCUCAGAUGCCACGGGUCAGCUCCCCUCAGCACCGUCAAUCUCGCAGUUGGAUGGGGCAGACAGCGGGACAGACAGUGAUGAAAGCGAAGUGGGCAAUGAUGGAGCUCGGGACAUCAACAUCCACACCAAUAACAAUACACCUACUAAACAGCUGACGGUUGCUCUGAAGAGGCUGGACUCGAGCUACACAGUGUCAACAGUCCAGCAAGGAACAAAUGAGCCACAGUUUCAGGAAGAUUCUCUGCCAUCUACUCUGCUUGAAUCAGGGUAUGCACAUGAUGACAUGUCACUUCAGGAGGAAGAGGUCCCAAUGAGCUCUGUAACGCCAACAUUGCAAAGUGAUGUGUUUUUGGAUUCAACCACAGGCCAUUUUGUGUCUGGAGAAGGCCCUGCAGUGCACCCACGUCGAAUUCAAGGGGAGGAGGACAGUACGUCUUCAGCUGACUCCAUUGAAGGAUUUAAAGAUGAUUUAAAUGACCCCGACUACUCACCAGAACCUAAAACCAAAAAAUCUCCCACGUUGCUGACAAAACGUCCCACAUCAAAUUUCAGGCCCUUGUCGCCAAAACCGUACAUUCAGCAGCAGGAUAAAAUCAAACUGUUGUUGCCCACUCUACCCGCACGACCUGUAAAUAAUGUGUCCGUUUCCUCUGCUGCUGCCUCUUUUUGUGCAGUCCCACGCGCAGUCACAUCCCCCAUUAUCAUCAACGGCUUAAACGCGUUUCCCGAGCAGUCUGCCAUACCGAGCAAAACCAUCGCCAUCCGCUUGGACAACUCCAGGCCAGGAAGUCAGCAGCAAGCAGUUGCACCGGAUCAGGCCGCAGCCGCUAACUUGCCCCCGGUCCCAGCCUUGGCUCCUCCCCCUCAAGUCCUGCUGGUUAACCGUCAAGGUCAAAUUCUCGUCAAAGACCCGAGAUCCAACACUUACCAGACCCUCAGUGCAAAUUCCCCUGCUUACAGUAAGAUAAGCCAGAUAGCAAAGAUUCUUCACAGCAGUAACGCUUUGCAGCGCUCUGUCCCCCGUGUCAUAAUCAAGUCUCGCGCCAACCCCUCUGCCACACUUGCCCCUCCUGACAGUAACCACAGCAGUAACCCUCUGCAGCACUCUGUCCCUCGUGUCAUAAUAAAGUCUCGUGCCAACCCCUCUGCCACACUUGCCCCUCCUGACAGUAACCACACAACAACAUCGGAGAGAAAAUUCAUUGUCCGAGUGGUGCCUGUGAAAAGCGGCACUACAUCCACGGCUCCCGUUGUUGCACAGAGCGUUCCCAAACCUGUUUUCCCAAACAAUCCAGAAACCACGGCUCAGGCUAUUAUCGAGAGAGCCAUGGCUUCCCACCGCGACGCACAGAGGACGAAACCCAUAAUCCUCUGUAACGCUCGACAGCCACAGGCCGGACAGCCAAGAGCGUCCCAGGUUCAGGACCCAGUAGACUCAGAUCAAUCGCCGGCUGCACGUUCAGAGUCGCCCAUUGGUUCGAUCUGUGAAUUGAAUUUGAAAUUGCAACCAGCACCUGCCUCAUCGCGCCAGCAGGUGAGAAUCAAGAGAGUGUCAACGGUGUCUGAAAGGCCUUCAAGGAAGAAAUCCAAGAUGGACUUCUUGAUGGAUCCCUCCAGUGAGCCAGAUGAAGUUACUGAAGCCAGCAGAUCGAGUGGCGUGAGAAUAAAAGCUCCAACCAAUAAGGACGUUCUUGAUCUCGACCAAGAAAUUAUGCCCGAGCCUGAGCCGUUGAGAAUCACUGCUCCACCGCUGCCUGCGCCCCCUCGGCCUUCUCGGGUGAAGAGUCCAUCAGCACAAACCAACACAGAGAGCGCUGACAGUAAUACACACAUGUGGGUCAGCGCUCGCCAUGGAGACCUCUCUGAAUGGGGCCCUUAUUCAGGUUUCAGCUCGGAGGAAGAUGCUCCCGCACCGAAACACAGGAAGAGGACGUACAUGAACCAGCCGCACCUGCGCUUUGAAAUCACCAGUGAAGAUGGUUUCAGUGUUAAAGCCAACAGCAUAGAGGUCGCCUGGCGCGCGGUGAUUGACGGUGUCCUUGAGGCGCGGGCGGGCUUCCACCUGAAGCAGCUGCCUCUGGGCGGGAUGAGCGGUCCGCGGGUGCUCGGUGUCGUCCAUGAUGCCGUCAUCUUCCUGCUGGAGCAGCUGCAGGGGGCCACGAACUGCAAGUACCACCGCUUCCGCUUCCACCGCUGUGAUGACAUUGAGGAAGAGCUUCCCCUCAACCCGAGUGGCUGUGCCCGGACUGAAGUCUAUACAAGGAAAGCAACUUUUGAUAUGUUCAACUUCCUGGCGUCACAGCACAGAGAGCCCCCUGAUAUUGUCGGCCCCUUCGAUGAAGAGGAGGAUGAAUUCCCACUGAAAUCUUCUCGGCGAGCCACCAGCAGUGAGCUUCCCAUGGCGAUGAGAUUCAGGCACCUGGAGAAAAUAUCCAAAGAAGCAGUAGGAGUUUACAGAUCUCAAAUUCAUGGACGUGGACUUUACUGUAAGAGGAACAUCGAGGCCGGGGAGAUGGUGAUCGAGUACGCUGGCACCGUCAUCCGCUCUGUCCUGACUGACAAGCGAGAGCAAUAUUAUGACAGCAAGGACAUCGGCUGCUACAUGUUCCGCAUCGACGACUUUGACGUGGUGGACGCGACGAUGCAGGGCAACGCGGCCCGCUUCAUCAACCACUCGUGCGAGCCCAACUGCUACUCCCGCGUCAUCAACGUGGACGGCCGAAAGCACAUCGUAAUUUUCGCCCUGAGGAAGAUCUACCGCGGUGAAGAGCUCACCUACGACUACAAGUUCCCCAUUGAGGACGAGAACAACAAGCUGCAUUGCAACUGCGCGACGAGACGCUGCCGUCGCUUCCUCAAUUAGUACAGCAUCGCACAUGCACACACCAACAGCCAUCUUGUCUAUUGCACUUGAAUUCAGAUGGUGGACUUUGAUGAACCGAUGAGAGCGACUGUUGUGUUGUAGCCAUAAGAAGACAGGUCGCUGAUGCGCACAGAUCUGAUCUACUGAGUCUUCACUACAUUCAAAGCUUAAUUUGUAGACUGGGCCAGAAACCAUAUUAGAGCCAUAUGUCAAGGUUUGGGAUGAAGACUAUUUUUUGAAGUUUGUGACUGCUGGAUAAUUGGUCUCUUUUUUGUUUGGUUGUUUAUUGUAUUUUUUAUUCAAUUACCGUUUAAAGCAUCCCAUACACCACUUCAGUUUUACAUUGUCAUCAGUAGCCUCUGCUGAUUACUACCAGCCUCAAAUGGUGCAGUUAAAGAUGGAUCCAUUACUGUGCAGCAGGAGUCAGAAAAGGAUGAGGACAAUUUCACUCAGCUCCUUAUUUUUGAUGAGACCCUCUCAGGCAGCACUGGUGUCACAGCAGGCAGGACAAUUUUUAUUUCGGAACAAAAUGAACACCUUUAACGAAAAGCGUCUUGUGUUCGUUGUAGUGCAGCUAAGUGUUGACAUCGCUCAGGACACCGCAGGGACUCAGUUGUCGUCCGUGUGGCGCCGGUGCAGGUGCUGAUGACAUUUACCUUAAAGGUAACUUUUAUAGGAGUCACCCGAACCUUUUCCACCUUUCAGUCAGUUGAAAUGUCUCGAUUUUAUUUGUAUCAGCAGAGAUGCUGCGAUCUAAAUGCUUUUAUCCCACUAUAAACAGCCCGUUCUCUCUGUGGAUUUGUGCUGUUUGUGUGUUUUAAGGUCUAUGAGGGAGUUUCCUUGGUACAGGGUUUCAAAAUGGACAUAGUCAUCUGCGCUCUGCUCAGUCCCUUAAACACCUUUUUGUAUUUUUGUAUAUUUGAACAAUAAAUGUCUAUUCAACAAGCUGAUGGAAAUAAAUGUGUUUGAGCUUUUAACUUCUUUUUUGUAAGUGAAGGCUGACAAACAGAACUGAACCUGUUGCUGAGUAAUGAUCCUAAAUUAAUCUUUUUUUCUUUUCUUUUUCCGCGGUUGUUUUGCAGCCUCUUCCCCCUGUUCUCUUCUCUCACAGGUGUUCUACCUCAAAGGGGUUUAUGAAGCAAGAUUUCAUUUUAAUACACAAAACAUUUGUUGGUGAAAAACUGCUUCCUCAUUUCCUUAUUGUUCGGUCGUUAAUAAUCGUUACGUCGUUAUAGUAUGAAUACAGCCCAAUUCAAUAAACAGACUUGCUAUUAUGCCUGCAAUUACUUCCUGAGAAAAGGUAGCUGCCGCUGCCGUUGUUGUUUUUUUUGUUGGUUUUUUUUGGUGCUCUCUUCCUCCUGUGUGUAUCCAGCCAAUAUGUGUAGACGGGAUCAUAAGCUGAAGAGCUGGAAAUGUAUGUUCUGUUUUCUUAGGAUUAAUAAUUGAAUUUGAAACAACUUUGUUACUUCAUCGCCUCAUGAUGGAUCUUUGCCUGUACAUAGUUGUAUAAAGAAUUUCUAAACCUGUUAAAUAUUUUUAUCUACAUUUUUUUUAAUUUAUGUUCAAUAAAGAUUUGAAAUGUU
This is a messenger RNA of Scophthalmus maximus (turbot), 10433 nucleotides long. It is a transcript of the gene kmt2ba, whose product is annotated as lysine (K)-specific methyltransferase 2Ba. Bases 91 to 8850 code for a protein of 2919 amino acids. The record is from RefSeq and is a predicted model, not a curated record. The transcript is spliced from 36 exons. NCBI's taxonomy places the organism in Eukaryota, Metazoa, Chordata, Actinopteri, Pleuronectiformes, Scophthalmidae. Gene Ontology annotation, biological process: positive regulation of DNA-templated transcription. Gene Ontology annotation, molecular function: DNA binding; zinc ion binding; histone H3K4 methyltransferase activity. Gene Ontology annotation, cellular component: nucleus; histone methyltransferase complex.